AUGUGCUCUCACUUGGAAUCAAACGGACCGACAUCAAGCUCGCCUACCGCUUUGGCAGCCAUAAUAUAUAAUUUUCAAAAAACACUUACUUCUUUUGAAUGCGAUCUUUUGCGUAAUCCACCCUACAACCUCACCAUCUCAAUAGAGUCUCUUCUUAAUCCGAAGCGCAAGAGACGCAGAAGAAACAUUAGAAGAAACCCGUCACCGCCGCGCCCUCAGAAUUCAUGGUUAAUCUUUCGUCAAAACUUUGAGAGUCGUUUGCGUUUGCAAUACCCUGACAAUUCGUACAGUAUCCAAGAUGUCUCCAAGACUGCUGGAAAAGACUGGAGACGUCAACCACAAAUUGUUAAACAAUAUUUCGAUGUACUUGCUAAAUUAACUAGCCAACAACACAAACACACCUAUCCCGAUUACGCCUACAGACCACAAAAGAAGCCGCGCAAACCAGAGAACAGGUGGUUGUUCAAAGUGAUUAAUAAAGAGAAAUUUGUGAGAUGCGAAAACUGUGAAGAUAUUGCAAACGAACGAAACAUUGAAGCGGAAAAUGAUGGACUAGUGAGUGAAGACGCUCUGCACGAAGAAGAAUGUAGUACGACCUGCUGCGAUGACGAUGCAUGCGAGAUGAUCAAUUUGGAUGACUAUGAUUUCUCUGACGAUGUUCAUAUCGACGACAUUGAUGAUUUCCCGGCUUUCUGCUUUACUAUAUAG
Messenger RNA from Paraglomus occultum, 708 nucleotides. NCBI's taxonomy places the organism in Eukaryota, Fungi, Glomeromycota, Glomeromycetes, Paraglomerales, Paraglomeraceae. The record is from the annotation of a GenBank genome assembly.